Molecule: messenger RNA, 1996 nt
Organism: Paramacrobiotus metropolitanus
Lineage: Eukaryota; Metazoa; Tardigrada; Eutardigrada; Parachela; Macrobiotidae
Exons: 4
Coding region: 343-1824 (493 amino acids)
Source: RefSeq, a predicted model, not a curated record
ACAUACAAUUCCUAUGUACGUGCAUUGCAUUGUACGCUGUCUAAUAGAUCCGUGAAAAUCCGGUUUUUUUAACAACGGCCGUGAAUCGAUUGUAUGUGAGCUUAUUAAUUAAGCAGCACACACUUGUUUUUCUCCCCGACCGAACAAUAAACUUUCCGCUGAUAAAACGCGUAAGCUGCCGUACAUCGUCUACAUAGCAGUGAUAUUAUACUGUAGCACAUGAUUGCAGAUGUUUUUGUUAGAAAACGUAGUAAAGUUUUGCUGUUGCGUUUACAUAUUGCACCGAUAAGAAUGUGAUAACAAAUCUUUAUCUACCAAAUUAUUUAAUCUAAUAAUAUCAUCAUGGAUAACGAAACUUCCGACCCGCCGAUGAGCACCAGCAAAGCGCGAUGGAUUUUCCUGGCGCUGAACAGUCUCGCCGUUAUGGCGAACCGUGUCGUCUAUGAUCAAGUCAGUAUUUUCGUGGCCCGUUUGACAUACUCGGCGGAUGCCUGCACCCAUCCCGACCGACCGGAUUACAGUUGUCUGGAUUUCAAUUUUGUCGAGUUCAACGGACUGUAUGUCGGAUGUUUAUGGGCCGGGGCGGUGGGCGCCCUCUCCGUGGGGAUGAUUGCGCCCCGACUGGGAAUUCUCAACAUGACAGGGAUUUCCGCUGUCCUACUGGUUAUUGGAAAUCUUCUCUUCACCAUCGGUCCGUAUGCCACCACGACCCGCAUCGCCCUGGGAGCCAUGCUAUGCGGCCGGGUACUGUUCGGGUACGCCUUCUUCGCCAGUAUGUCCUUAGCGCAGCAGAUGCACUGCCACUGGUUCCAUUCGCCCCGUAAUCUGGCCAUCGCCACCGCCGUGUAUUUUGGGGCCAGUCAGCUCGGUUCGGUUAUCAAUUUCGCUACUGUCGGCUUCAUACUGGAGAAAGUGUAUCUGCAGAACACAUUGUGGAUUACGUUUGCAGUGGGAGUACUGGGCACCAUUGCCCUGGUUGCCGCAUCAUUAAUUGCCAAGAACUAUCCGGUACUUUCCAAAGCCGAAGUCAGCUAUCUCAUCAGCAGCACGUCGCGCUAUGGGAUCUUCUCGCAGCUGUUGCAUCUUCCCACACAUUUUUGGCUGACAUGUGUCAUAGUGUCGUUCUUCAACAGCGCUUUGUUUACUCUGACGGCGGACUUUCCCGAAUUCUUACUGAAAAAUCGGGAUCGUCCCGAAUCCAUGGCGGCGCUAAUCACCGGCUCCAUCCCGGAUUUCGCCUGGACAGCCUGCCUAUUCCUUCCUUUUCUGUUCUACUUGAACAAACCGUUAACCAUAUCUUCGGCCGCCAUCGGCUUAUUCUUCAUCACCCUAGUCCUAACGGCCGCCAUUCCCAAGUACUUUUUCCCCGGCCUGACCACCUCGCUAACCGGAUUCUGCUACGCCAUCAACUCCGUCAGCGUCUCGCACGCCAUUUCCCGUCUGGUACGCCCGGAGAACACCGAUCUGGCUAUCUCCCUCAUCCAGGCCAGCAGCGGCCUGGGCGGCGGAAUUUUCCUGUUAGGUAUGGGAUUUCUACUGGAUCUGCAAAGCCGCUCGACCACCGCCAUCUGGACGGUAUUCUUUGCGGUACUGGCUGUAUCGGUGGGAGCGGCAUGGGUGUGCUCGUGGGGCUCGUUGUACAUGGAGGAAGAGCAUAAUGAGGAUGCAUUGCGGGAGCUGCGUCGGAAGGAGUCAGCGCUGCAGAUUCACGGACAAGCACAUGGGGAAGAGGAGCACGGGCCGGUGCAUAUGACGGCGCGGAGUAUGAGUGUAUUGUCAGGCGGGGCCAGGGAGAAAUUCGGGCCGUUGUUGUACGAGUUGUGAUGAAUUGACGGUUACUACGGUUACUACAGCCGUUGUUCCUUUCUACAGUGUUACACAAACUUAGCGUAACUUAAGUCUUAAUUAACAGUUGUCGGUGUUCCUGAUGUGUUCAAUUAAACGGGGCUAAAAUCUCUUCAGUUGUGGUUGCAAACCGGAUAAACGGGUGUUUCUC